AGAACCGGCCGCACCCGGCUCUGCGCUAAUCCGGUUUCACUUUCACUUUCGGGAAGCCGCCUUCUUUCCCAGAAGCGGAUCGGGGCAGUCGGGGGCUUCCCAGGGCGGGCGGCGAAUGCGGUGCGGGUCCCGCCUCUCUCCGCCUCUGCCCCCCAAGUUCGCGGCCCCUCGCCCAGUCCGGGAGUUGCGGGCAGCGCGUUUCCACGGGGCGGCUGCGGAGCGGGGCCAGGAAUUGCCCCCGGCGCCUGGGAUCCGCUAGUCCCGGAGCAGCCGCAUCCAGACCCCGGCCCGCACCGGGAAAGGGGGAGACCCCAAGCGGAGUGGAACUGGAUCGGCAGGACAGGUUCUGCGGUCACUCCGGUGCGGCUCUGAGCGCAGUGACCCGAACGGCCGCUAGAGGGCGCCCCCGGCGGGGACCGGCCGCACCGGGACUAGGAGAUUUAGACACGCGCUGCUGAGAGCGGCGGGGACCGGCUGCAGCCGGGACUAGGAGAUUUAGACACUCGCUGCUGAGAGCGGCGGGGACCGGCCGCAGCCGGGACCAGGAGAUAUAGACACUCGCUGCUGAGCGCUGCAGGGCCCAGCCCGGGGAUGAAGCUGGCCAUGGCCUGGCUCUCCCUGCCCUUGGUCGUGCUGCUGGAUUUCCUCACCCUGCGCCUGGCCCUGCUGCUCUGCCCCCUGCUGCAGGCCUGGGACCCCCUGGCGCUGGCCUGGGGGGUGGCGCUGGCGCGAUGGGCACUGCUGAGCCUUAGUGCCCAGGCUGCCCGCGGCAGGGGGCAGGGCCUGCCCAGGGGACUACAGGACGCGCUGCUGCCCCUGGCCGCCCUGCUCAGCCUGCUGCUGCCCGGCUACGUGACCCUGCAGGCGCUGGCCCAGCCCCAGGCGCCCCCCUCAGAGCUGCUGCACGGCUGGGGGCGAGGGGACAUCUUCGGCCUGACCUAUGGCGUGGCAGGGCUGGUGGCCGCGCUCUGGCACCAGCUGUUCCCCGCCGGCAAGGGGGAGCCAGGGCCCUCGACCUCGCUGGGCCGUCUGCUGGCCUGCAUGAGGCCCGACCUGCUGCGCUUUGUGGCCAUCGCGGGGUUCCUGGUGCUGUCCUCGCUCGGGGACAUGGCGUUCCCCUACUACUUGGGGCGUAUGACCGACUGGAUCAUAAACGAGGAUGACCCCUCAGUCUUCAUCCGGGCCGUCUGGGACAUGUCCCUCCUCGCCAUCGGCAGUGCUGUGACCAAAUUCAUCUGUGACGUUGUCUAUAAGGAGACCAUGAACCGGAUCCACAUGCGUAUCCAGAGCCAGGUGUUCAGCUCUGUCCUGCAUCAAGAGAUCUCCUUUUUCCACGCCAACCGCACCGGGGACAUCACCUCCCGGGUGACUGUGGACACUGAUACUGUCAGCGAGGUGCUGAGUGAGAAGCUGAACCUGCUGAUGUGGUGCGGGAUGCGGGGAGUCUUCCUCUAUUCCCUGAUGGUGCAGGUGUCGCUGCGCCUGGUGCUCUUCACCACCAUGGGGCUGCCCGUCAUCCUGCUGGUGCCCAAGCUCUCUGGGAAAUUCCACCAGAAUCUAGCUAAGCAGGUGCAGGAGUCCCUGGCCAAGGCUAACGAGGUGGCGGUGGAGACCUUCCAGGCCAUGCCCACUGUGCGCAGCUUCGCCAACGAGGAGGGGGCCACCCAGCACUACGGGCAGCGGCUGCAGGAGACCUACCGGCUCAACAAGCAGGAGGCAGCCGCCUACGCCGCCUCCAUGUGGACCAACAGCCUGCCAGAGCUGGCACUGAAGGUGGGGAUCCUGUGCUACGGGGGCUGGCUGGUUGCCGCAGGGGACAUCAGCACCGGAGACCUGGUCACCUUCGUCCUCUAUGCGACAAAUUUCAGCACGGCCAUGGAGGGGCUGCUCUCCACCUACCCCAGUGUGCAGAAGGCCAUGGGCUCCUCGGAAAAGAUCUUUGAAUACAUGGAGCGGAUGCCCCAGAUCAGCCCCCCUGGGACACUGGCCCCUCCUGCCCUGCGCGGACACCUCCAGGUGCAGGACGUCUGGUUCUCCUACCCUAGUCGGGAAGACACCCCCGUGCUCAAGGGGGUGUCUCUGGAGCUGCACCCCGGGGAGGUGACGGCACUGGUGGGCCCGUCGGGCGCGGGGAAGACAACGCUGGUGGCCUUGCUGGAGCGUUUCUAUGAGCCUCAGCACGGGCGCCUGCUGCUGGAUGGGCGAGACCUGCGGGACUACGAGCAUCAUUACCUGCACAGCAAGUGUCAUAACCUCAGCUCUCCGCCCCCAGAUGUUGGGGAGAUGGGGGGGCAGAUCUCAGGGGGGCAGAGGCAGGGGGUGGCCAUUGCCCGAGCCCUGCUCCGAAACCCCCGAGUGCUGAUCUUGGAUGAUGCCACCAGUGCCCUGGACACGGAGAGUCAGCUGCAAGUGGAGAAGGAGAUUUAUGAGGGUGUCCGGGCCGGGCGCUCGGUGCUGCUUAUCGCCCAUCGCCUGAGUGCUGUGGAGCGAGCCGACCGCAUCCUGGUGCUGGAGGAUGGGGAGAUCCGGGAGCAGGGCACCCAUUGGGAGCUGCUGGCGUGCCAGGGCAGCUACUGGCACCUGGUGCAGAAACAGCUCAAUGGGGACGAGGAGGGCAGCUCCAGGGAUAGCGUGGAGGUUGGGGGGCUCUGAUGCUGUCAUUGGGCAACCCUGGGGUGGGAGUAGUUCAGGGUGCCCUGGUGUGUGACCCCUUCCUCCGCAGGGUGAGAGGUUCUCAGACCCCCUGCCCCUGGCAUGCGGCUGCUCCUUCCCCCAGGAGGAGUUUAAACUCUGCUGAGUUAGUUCCUGAUUUAGUUGAUGGCUCUGAGCAGGGGACGCAGAGCUGGUGCUGAGCAUGGAUUACAGGAGACCAGGCUUCAGCUGGGACUCCACCUCUCUGCAGCCUUCUGCUCCUGAGUGCAAGGUCACUCACACCCUGCUGGCCCGAGUAGGGACUGUCUGUGUGGGGAACGGGAAAGCAGGGGAUGUCUGUAAGUGACGGACAGGUAGUCAGGCUAUAACCCGACCCGGCGGGGG
This is a messenger RNA of Chelonoidis abingdonii (Abingdon island giant tortoise), 3036 nucleotides long. Its product is annotated as antigen peptide transporter 1-like. Gene Ontology annotation, molecular function: ATP hydrolysis activity; ATP binding; ABC-type oligopeptide transporter activity. The record is from RefSeq and is a predicted model, not a curated record. NCBI's taxonomy places the organism in Eukaryota, Metazoa, Chordata, Testudines, Testudinidae. Gene Ontology annotation, biological process: transmembrane transport. Gene Ontology annotation, cellular component: membrane.